AUGGAUGUCAUGCAUUGGCCGAACAAGUUCUCAAAGGCAAACACGUGGAACUGUGGCAGAGGCAGGGUGAAGCUGCUCUCGGUCAGAACUCUUUCCCUGCCGCUGUGCAGGGCCAAAUCCAGGGCCUUUAGCAUCCACGAGGAUCUCCAGGCGUUUCCCCAGUUCGAGGUCGUCUUCUCCGACCGCUUCAUCUCCGAGAAAGAUGCCCAAUCGCUGCUCGAAUACAACAUUGAACAUCCUACGUACUCGGCCGACUUCUCCCAGCCGACAAUCAGCGAUGCGAGCGACAGCCAAGACCGCCACCAGCACGAUGGGCACCACUCACAGGCCAGCUCGCCGCUCACGUACGAGCUGAUGAACAUGCCGCCGCAUCGCUACCUGUGCGCCAUCCCCGUCAUCGAACCCCCCAACCCCGAGAACCAGACGGCGACGGAGCUGGCCAAGGCCGAGGAGGCACGCGAGCUGGGCCGGGCCGCGGCGAGCGGCUGGAACCUGCUCAGCCAGCUGGAGGACACAUGCCUCUACUUCAUGUCCGGCUGGUGGAGCUACAGGUUCUGCAACAACCGCGAGAUUGUGCAGUUCCACGCUCUCCCUUCGACGCCCAUGGGCAAGCCGCCCCAGCGCGAUCCCCGCGCGGACGAGUACAUCCUGGGCCAGGCAUCUCUCCCCGGAGACUCGGAAGUGGACUCAGAAUCAGACGGCAAAUCCCCGGUGCCGGCCGAGCUCCAAGUGAAGGGCGAUCAGCGAUACCUGGUACAGAGGCUGGAAGGGGGAACCAUCUGCGAUCUGACGGGGAGGCCGCGCACCAUUGAGGUGCAGUACCAUUGCGUCCCGGGCAUGCAAAGCGACAGAAUUGGAUGGAUCAAGGAGGUCACCAUCUGCGCAUACGUCAUGGUCGUGAACACGCCGAGGCUAUGCGACGACGUUGCUUUCCUGCCGCCGGAGGAAAGCAAGGCAGAUGCGAUUACGUGCCAGCUCAUCACCGACGAUGAGGAGGAGGCGCCUCCGCUGCUGGAUCAAGAAGCGUCUGGCAUGGGCCACGAAGAGGUGGUGCAAGGCGAGCACUUUCUCGCGAGCCACGACUCCCCACUCACCGUCGGCGGCGUGCUCGUAGGAGGGCGCAAGUCUCUAUCCGCGGGCGACAAGCCCGGCCAGCCUCCCGUCAUAUUGGCGCCCCCUCGAAACUACAUCAACAGCCAGCAAGCCGCGGAGCAGCUCAUCCAGGUGCUCAUCAAGGCGGCCAGCAAGCAGGAUGGCGGCCAGAUUGACCGAGUCAGCAAGGAGAAGCUCGAGCAGCUGAACCUUGACCCAGACUUGGUCGAGGAAUGGGAGGGGGAGUUGAAGGAGAUGGCAGGCGACAAGGGGUGGCAGCUGGAGAUUGUGGGCGACGUGAACGACGUCGAUAGGCACUUCCGGGGAUGGUUGGACGAGGACGACGAGGCCGAAGGCGAACAUGACAAGAAGGCGCAGCAGCAGCCUCCUGCGGGCAAGGGAGCCAAGGAGAAGGAAGCCAAGGAGAAGGGGAAGAAGAAGAAUGGCGGCACCAAUGAGGGCCGCGGGAAGGGAAAGCAGGAGGACGAAGGGAGCGAGGAGCAAUUUUACAAGGAGGAAUUAUAG
Messenger RNA from Trichoderma citrinoviride, 1617 nucleotides. RefSeq lists its product as hypothetical. Bases 1 to 1617 code for a protein of 538 amino acids. Gene Ontology annotation, biological process: retrograde protein transport, ER to cytosol; endoplasmic reticulum unfolded protein response. The transcript has 3 exons. Gene Ontology annotation, cellular component: endoplasmic reticulum lumen. The record is from RefSeq and is a predicted model, not a curated record. NCBI's taxonomy places the organism in Eukaryota, Fungi, Ascomycota, Sordariomycetes, Hypocreales, Hypocreaceae.